AUGUCCUCCACAGACAAGAGCCUACACUUUUCCAACCAGUUCGUCAUCAGCUGUGGCACCGUGUCGCUUGACUUGGAAAGAUCAAAGGUUCUCCUUGUCCGCUGUCGGCGAAGAGGCGAAUGUAUGCUUCCCAAGGGUCGUAAAGACAUUGAUGAGUCCCUUGAAGAGACGGCCCUGCGAGAAACCUUUGAGGAGACUGGAAUACGAGUCCAAUUGCUUCCCGUGGAUAUCAACAGCCUGGCCACCUUGCCGUCCUCAAUCAAGACCGAGGACCGCCCGGAAGCUGUCACUGAACCUAUCGCCGUUACUCAACGCACUACACGACAAGGGAUUCUCAAGAUCAUCUUCUGGUAUGUUGCUGCAGCAGACUCUACCACUGUUCCAGAAGAGGGAACACAGCAGGAGAAUGAGGAUUUUGAUCCCGUCUGGUCGGAUUUUGACAAUGUCGGGUCCACCUUGUCCUUUGAUGAAGAUCGAAGCAUCGCCGAGGCAGCCAUCGCUGCGGUUCAGAGAGGAGUGACCCCAGCUUCUUGA
This is a messenger RNA of Fusarium vanettenii 77-13-4, 534 nucleotides long. RefSeq lists its product as uncharacterized. Gene Ontology annotation, molecular function: bis(5'-nucleosyl)-tetraphosphatase (asymmetrical) activity. The transcript has a single exon. Bases 1 to 534 code for a protein of 177 amino acids. Gene Ontology annotation, biological process: AMP biosynthetic process; ATP biosynthetic process. The record is from RefSeq and is a predicted model, not a curated record. NCBI's taxonomy places the organism in Eukaryota, Fungi, Ascomycota, Sordariomycetes, Hypocreales, Nectriaceae.